CGCUCGCACCGGAAGUGUUGGUAAUGUGGUGCCUGAAACCGGUACCGUGAGGCUCGGGAGAUGAAGUCGGUGUUAAUGGUGGCGGAAAAGCCGUCCCUGGCUCUUUCCAUUGCCAAGAUCCUAUCGCGGGGGAACUUGAACUCACGGAAAGGUUUGAAUGGAGUAUGCUCUGUGCAUGAGUACACUGGGACCUUCCUGGGGCAGAAUGUCCGAUUCAAGGUGACAUCGGUCUGCGGUCACGUGAUGACCUUGGAUUUCAUAGGGAAAUAUAACAAUUGGGACAAAGUUGAUCCAGCAGAACUUUUUAGCAAAGCACCAACUGAAAAGAAGGAAGCCAACCCCAAACUCAAUAUGGUGAAGUUUUUACAGGUAGAAGGGCGAGGCAUUGACUAUAUUGUCCUCUGGCUGGAUUGUGACAAGGAAGGAGAAAACAUCUGCUUUGAGGUACUGGAUGCCAUUAAACCUGUUAUGAAUAUUCCCCAUGGAAAUGAAAGGGUGAUUUAUCGUGCAAAGUUCAGUGCUAUAACGGACAGUGACAUUAGCAAGGCCAUGAACCAUUUGGGAGAACCUAAUCGGAAUGAAGCACUGUCAGUUGAUGCACGGCAGGAGCUUGACCUGAGAGUGGGUUGUGCUUUUACAAGGUUUCAGACUAAAUAUUUUCAGGGUAAAUAUGGGAAUUUGGACAGUUCUCUCAUCUCAUUUGGACCCUGUCAGACGCCUACUCUUGGUUUCUGUGUAGAGAGACAUGACAAGAUCCAGUCUUUCAAGCCUGAGACGUACUGGGUCCUGCAAGCAAAGGUUAGUAAUUGUGCCGGUGAUUCCAUGGUUCUAGACUGGGACAGAGUCAGAGUUUUUGAUCGAGAAGUGGCACAGAUGUAUCUUAAUAUGACAAAAUCUGUGAAAGAAACAAAGGUGCAAACUGUGACUAAAAAGGAAAAGGUGAAGCAAAGACCACAGGCACUUAACACUGUGGAGAUGUUACGUGUAGCAAGCUCGGCCCUGGGGAUGGGCCCUCAGCAUGCAAUGCAAGUAGCAGAGAAACUGUACACACAAGGAUAUAUCAGUUACCCUCGAACAGAAACCACACAAUAUCCAGAAAACUUUGACCUCAAAGGAACCCUCCGACAGCAGGCAAACAACCCCUACUGGAGUGAAGAGGUGAAAGCAUUACUUGCUGAAGGCAUCAAUCGUCCUCGGAAGGGCCAAGAUGUAGGUGAUCAUCCACCUAUAACCCCAAUGCGUUCAGCUACAGAAGCUGAAUUAGGUAGUGAUGGCUGGAGACUUUAUGAGUACAUUACCAGACACUUCAUUGCUACAAUUAGCUUUGACUGCAAAUACCUCCAAACCACAAUCACUUUCAGUAUUGAUGAGGAACAUUUUACUUGUUCAGGGAAGACUUUACUUUCAGCUGGUUACACCGCAGUGAUGCCAUGGCAAAGCCUAGCAGAUGAGGAGACGCUUCCAGUCUGUGAGCGAGGUGAUGGGUUUACUGUCAAUGAGGUCAAGCUGUUGGAGAAACAGACAAAUCCACCCGACUACCUGACAGAGUCAGAACUCAUCACUUUAAUGGAAAAACAUGGCAUUGGAACAGAUGCCAGUAUUCCUGUUCACAUCAACAACAUCUGUCAACGCAACUAUGUAACCGUGGAAAAUGGCCGCAGAUUGAAACCCACAAAUCUUGGAAUUGUUCUUGUUCAUGGAUAUUACAAAAUUGACCAGGAGCUUGUCCUUCCCACUAUCCGCAGUGCAGUCGAGAAGCAGCUUGGUCUCAUUGCUGCAGGCAAGGCUGAUUUCCCUCCGGUACUGGAGCAUGCUCUGAAUAUCUUCAAACGGAAGUUCCAUUACUUUGUAGACUCAAUAGGAGGUAUGGAUGAAUUGAUGGAGGUGUCUUUUUCUCCCAUCGCUGAAACAGGGAAGCCUCUGUCCCGUUGUGGCAAGUGCCAUCGAUUCAUGAAAUACAUUCAGGCCAAACCAAGCCGGAUGCAUUGUUCCCAUUGUGAUGAUACCUACAGCUUGCCCCAAAACGGAACUAUCAAACUGUAUAAGGAACUCCGCUGUCCACUAGAUGAGUUUGAACUGGUUCUUUGGUCUUCUGGUUCCAGAGGAAAGAGCUACCCGCUGUGUCCAUAUUGCUACAACCAUCCACCAUUCCGUGAUAUGAGGAAAGGAAUGGGAUGCAAUGAAUGCACCCAUCCGACCUGUCAACAUUCAUUGAGCUUGCUGGGGAUUGUCCAGUGUGUUGAUUGUGACAGCGGUGUGCUGGUCUUCGACCCUACCUCAGGCCCCAAAUGGAAGAUGGCAUGUAACAAAUGCAACGUGGUGGUGCACUUCUUCGAAAAUGCCCACAGAGUGAAAGUAUCAUCUGAAACCUGUGACGUGUGCGAAGCAGCAAUCGUUGAUGUAGAUUUCAACAAAGCAAAAUCCCCACUGCCUGGUGAAGCAACACAGCAUUCAGGCUGUGUCUUCUGUGAUCCAGUGUUUCAAAACCUUGUCGAACUUCAGUAUGCCAAAAUGAAACACCCAAUGCACAGAAGUGGUGGAGGGCAGGGACGAAGACGGGGCCGAGGGAGAGGCAGGGGACGUAGAACUCCAGGCAGGGGCAAUCCAAAGAAACCCAAAGACAAAAUGGCUGCACUAGCUGCUUAUUUUGUGUAGGUGUAAAUAAGCGAUUGAAUAAUGCAUGGAUGCAUUUUCAUUGCUUUGUUAGGGAAUUUGUAAUCUUCCUGCUUUGUUCUAACUGAAAGUCUGAAAUAAAGCCUGAAACCCCAAGGAAAUGAGGAAAAGGAAAAGAAAACUCAGAAGAAACUAUGGAAUCUGCAGGUUGUGCAGCUAGGAUUUGGGCACAUGACUAUGUCAAACUAAAAUAGCUCACCUUCAAAAUAAAAUAAAAUAUGUGGUUCGUGAGGCCUCCGAAUAUAUACAAAUGGUGCUAAAUUUAUUAUUAGUUUAGUUGUGUUGUUCAUACAAUAUACAGUUUGCCUUGUCCUAGAAAUGUUUAACUUUGUGCUUCAAAUGUGUUGAAUAAUUGCUGAUUGCAAUUAUUCUGAUUGCAGUUCUCUGAUUGCUGAGCUGGCAAAUGUAUGACAUGUUACAGCUUGGAGAAAAUUAGCAUUCAGUACUGAUCUCAGCCAGUUGUAGGAAUGGCAGUAAGAAAACUUUUUUUUCAUGUUCUUAGUUGGGUACAGAUCAAGGGGAACUGACUGAGCAUUUUUUACUCUAAAGAGCAUAGUGUACAUGCAAGCCCAUAAAAUGAGAACAAGUCCUUCAAAAAGGAGAUCCAAUAUCCCUGCUCAUGAAUUGAGAAUUAUCAAUGCAAUAAUUUAAGCCUUGGGUUUUUGUUGAAAUGUGUUGAAGUUGACUGGUUAAGUUUUCACAAAGUUCAGGAAGUAAGCAUUUGGCGAUGAAACAUGCAAUGAAAACAAUGUGUAACAAUUAUGACAUGUUCAACUGGCACAAUGAAUAUUUAUCCAGGAGCAUUUCCAGUGCAUUGUUUAUAAUGUCUGACCACUCUGAACAAGAGUGAUAGAUUCAUACAGAACAGAACCAGGUCCUUUGGCUCAUCACAUCCUCGCUGUUUGUUGCAAUUAUCUAUACUAAUCACAUUUGCCCACAUUAAGUCCAUACCCUGCUAUGCCCUAGCUAUACCAAAUGCAGCUUACAGAUUGCAAUUACAUCCGCCACCACCAUCUUAUUUGGCAGCAUGUCCCAGAUAGCGACCAAUCUGGUGAAACACUGCCCUCUCAGAUCUCUUGUAAACCUACUCCUAUCUGCCUUAAACCUAUGUCCUCUUGUUUUAGACACCCCUCCCCCAACCCCUAAUAGGAAAUUUAUUCUUUCUAUAUCAUGCUUUUAAAUACCCCUAUCAGGUCACAACUCAGACUCCUUACAUCCUGGUGAACCUCCUCUGUACUUUCUUCAGCACAACUACAUCCUUUAGUCAACUCACGGGCUGAACACAUGUUGUGACAAAUACAAAAUGCUGGAGGAACUCAGCAGGUCAGGCAGCAUCUAUGGAAAGAAAUAAACAGGCAAAGUGUCUUUGCCUGAAACGUUGACUGUUUAUUCCUUUCCAUAGAUGCUGUCUGACCUGCUGAGUUCCUCCAGAAUUUUGUGUGUGUUACUCUGGAUUUUCAGCAUUUGCAGAAUCUCUGGUGUUUAGAACUCUUAGUUUGAGUGACUUUAAUGGGAGUAAAGUUCAUUUUCCCACAAUAACAAAAGAUAAAUUUCUCACCCAAAUGUUCUCAUGAAUGUUAACACACUUAUUGUUCUGGCACUUCUUAACUUAUCAAGUAUUCAAUUUCAACAGGUUGUAGUGUUCUCGCUCGGCGUGUAAGAUAACGCGGAACUAAACACCGAGAUAAACCUUUGUCAAUAACGACAGGAUCACAGUAAGAUUAACCGUUUACUGUUCACUCUUCCACAUUGACGUAUGGUGAAAACUGUUGAUAAAACAAUACAAGAUUUGUACAGCAUUUGUUUCCUUCUUGAUAUUACAUUCACAUCGUAAAUACUUGCAAAAGUAAAACUACAACUACUACGUUACAUUAAAGUGCAGCAUACAGUCAGAGUCUACCUACGCCAUUGACUGCUUUAAAUACACUUCAACGCAAACUAUCUGCAACUCUUUAACUACCAAAAACAUAAACAUUAUCGACCGUUGUUACUUUUAACAGGAUCUGUGUUAACAUUUUAAUUCAACAUAUUGAUUAUCUCAUAACUCACAGCAUUGCUUUCACAAUGUUCCUGGUGCAUAGAGGGAAAACGUUACUGCUUGCUCGCGCUCGCACAUGUCUCGACCCCCCCACCUUCCCGUUUCUCCAAACCGGUAUUUUCCCACAGGACGCGGCGAAACUGGAUGUGACGUCAUUGCAUGCCGUGAAAUUUCACAGACAACUUUAAACAAUCCUAACUUUAACUAGAAUGCUAACAAACAAAUUACUAAGUGAAAAUAUUAUAAACUAAAUAACUGCCAUAAAGGCAACACACAGGUUCUCUCAGUAAUUGUUUAACACUGUGUGGGUGAUGAUGGGUAGUUGUCCUUGAUUUGACCUGGUCUCAGGGAGAUAUUUAGAGGAGAGAUUCAUGAGAAGAAACCUCUUCUUCAUCCAGAGAAUAGUCAAUCUCUGAGAUUCCCUGCCUCAAGGGGCUGGGGAGGCUGAGUUAUUGGCUAUAUUCAAGGCAGGAAUUGAUAGACAUUUCAAAAUUAGAGAAAUCAAGGCAAUGUAGAGUUAGUGCAGCAAAGUGCCACUGAGUUAAAAGAUGAAACAUGAUCUUAUUGAAAGCAUGCUUGGCGGCAUAAACAGCACUUGUAUUUCUUAUGUGUUGGUAUUCUGAUUUUAAAAAACACGCACACACACACAAAGUAUUACCUUCUGUGUUUACGUACUGUGGGUUUACCAGCCAGAAUAGUAAAUGCUACCUGCACUUCUCAGUAUCACUGCCUAAGAAACAUGGAAAACAAUUUUAAAGAUUAUUAUUUUCUCUGUAUCAAUAAGAUAGCUUGAAAUAAGCAACAACCAAAGUAUAUCUUAGUUCUAGAGAAGAUGGGAUCUACAGAGGAAAUAUACAAGGCUGCAAAAUCUGAUGUGUGUUGUAAGAACACUAGUUACUGUGCAUAUAUGUGUUGUGGCACACACUAAAGAUUGUUACCCCUUUUUAAAAUUGAGCAAAUAAACCAUCAUUUCUGAUAUUUUUCUGAAUUUU
Messenger RNA from Hypanus sabinus (Atlantic stingray), 5703 nucleotides. RefSeq names its product DNA topoisomerase III beta (gene top3b). Lineage: Eukaryota; Metazoa; Chordata; Chondrichthyes; Myliobatiformes; Dasyatidae. Gene Ontology annotation, biological process: DNA topological change. The record is from RefSeq and is a predicted model, not a curated record. The coding region runs from base 61 to 2655 and encodes 864 amino acids. Gene Ontology annotation, cellular component: nucleus. Gene Ontology annotation, molecular function: DNA topoisomerase type I (single strand cut, ATP-independent) activity; DNA binding. The transcript is spliced from 17 exons.